Messenger RNA from Didymodactylos carnosus, 5574 nucleotides. NCBI's taxonomy places the organism in Eukaryota, Metazoa, Rotifera, Eurotatoria, Philodinida, Philodinidae. The record is from the annotation of a GenBank genome assembly.
ACGGGAAAAAAAUAGAGUUGGUUUUGAGUUGCCGAAAAGUGCUUUUUCGUAUUCAGAACACUUGAUAAUCCCGAAAAUUUUCUAUUUUUGACGAGGGGUACUUCCAAAAGUUUAGGACAAAUUUCGAAAGAAACUUUCCAUAGGAAAAUAAUAUUGGUUUGAAAAUUGUUCCUCAACUUUUGGAAGUACCCCUCGUCAAAAAUAGAAAAAUUUCGGGAUUAUCAAGUGUUCUGAAUACGAAAAAGCACUUAAAGUGCCAAAAAUUUUGGCAACUCAAAAUCAACUCUAUUUUUUUUGUUUCGGUGACAUGCCUUGAAAUAAACUGGCCCAGUUGAUUUAAACUUUUCUAUUCAGACUUGGACUUGAACGAAUCAAGACUGCAGGAGCUAUGGUUUAAUUUUGAGUGUUUUGAAGAAAUGAAGAAAAGCAUUAAAAUCUUCACAUCAUCACGUGGGUUGAACUAACAUAACAUAAGAGUGAAGGUACCAUCAGGUGUCAGGCACUUGGUCGCUCUUGUUUGUUGUACGACACUCGAACGGAUCAGUUUUGUAGCAGUGCAAUAUUCACGGCAAAUGUUUCUAAUGAGUCGGUGGAGAUAAUUGAAGUACGGAAUAUUCGUAUGACAAUUCAAGCACGUCUUCGAAAAAACUGUCGCAUUUCAAAGUGGAAGUUUUUCCUCUGUACUUCUUUUUUUGAUUGUGCUAUUUUUCAGUUUAAAAAUAGGUCAGUUUAAACUAGAGAACCUCAGUCUGAACUUCAUUCUCAAUCGAUAAAAUUCCACUCGGACGGCGCUUUAUUACUCAAAGUGUUGGCUGUUUUAAUGGGGUCGUUCAAAAUCGGUUUUUUUCGUUUAGGUUAAAAAUAGGUUAUCAAUGGUGCAACCUACCUACAACCUACCUACAACCUAGCCUAUAAAAAAUUUCAUAACCUAACCUAAUCUAGGUUAGGUUUGAUUUAACCUGCAGGACUCUAAAGGUAACUUCAAAUCGAACCUUUUAUCAGGUGUCGUGGAUACGGGAAUAUCUGAUUCAUAUCUCGCCUGUAACAAUGACACAUCAUACACGGCUAAAAUGAAUGCUAUCUAUCGAACAACAACAAAAUACAGAGGUUUAAACUUUUAUCAUUUGUUGUUGGAAAAUAAUGUGUUCGGCAAAGGCUUUUUACCGGUAUUCAGUGGAGGGCGCUCUUGUGCCGUUCAAGAAAAAAGUCUUGGUGAAAGACAAAAAUGCGAAACUCAUAGUGAAUUGAAAAUGGCAUUUUGAAAUGAUUCAAUGCGAAUGGUGAUACGAAAGAAGAGUAAAGUAUUGAGGUAAGGAAGGUGCCGGUAAUUCAGAAGUACAGCAAGAAUUUUUUUUUUGGCAUGGAUGGAUAGAGCUCAUAGAGUUGCAUCGGAAAAACACAACCCCACAUUUUAAGAGGUCAUUUUUUGUUGGAAAGAUUUAAAAGUACCCAUAUUUUGAAAAUAAGCUAAAAACAGUGAAAUUUUCCAAAAUAAGGAGAUUUUUCAUACAUAUUGUUUUUCUAAUAUUCCAAACCUAUUAUUGUCUGAUUCUCCAUCGAAAACUGAAUAUAAGAAACUGAAUUCCAAAAUUUUAAAGUUGAAAUUGCCCGCCAAAUCCACGGAACAAGACCAGAAUCGUGUCAAAUUUGCAAACGUAUCUAGUUUUUUUCAUUGAAAGACUAAGCAUUAAUUGUUAUUUCCUUCUAAUCAGUAUACUUGUAGGAAAAAAAGUAUGCCACGCUUUUUUAGAAAUAUUUAGUCGUUUUCGAGAAAAGUCAAUUUUUCUAAAUCACAAAAAAAGUCGGAAUCAUUAAAUCGGUUUUGACAAAACAAGCUUUUAAAAUUUUUCGAUUUGGUGACAUGCACGUUACAUGAGCGCCUAGUAAAGUGCUAAAACAUGUUCAUAUUUCAACUUCAUCAGUUUUUUCGGUUUUUGAUUCUCUAAUAACCAUAGAAAACCAUCAUUUGUGCUCUCUUGCUUCGCUGAAGCCAUAAAAAAAUAUUUUUCGCUUUCAGAUCAUUCUUUUUCUGAGCAAACGAUAAGAAAAAAGCUGAUACUGGGAGAGAGGCUCAUUUAGUUGAAUUUUAUUCGGUCAUAGCGACAUAUUUAAAAAUGUUCCAAAGGAGAUCUCAAUCGAUAAAAGAUUCCACAGCGUGAGCCAUUGUUGUACUCCAUUCGGUUUUCAAUUUAUUUUACACGGUUUAUUUUGAAGAAAGUUCUCUUUGUCGGAAAAAAAACAUUCUGAUACAUCUAUCGUUUUUCCCAAAACUUAAAUUGUGGAAAAUGGAUUCAAAAAGCAACAGUUAUUACAAAAAUGAGACAGAUAGAAAAUAAAAAAGGUCUCCCACAAUACCUGUGUUAUCGUUCGCACGAAGGAGAUGGAGCAAGCGGGUGUUCAUGUGAUAGAUUCAUUUACACUUCUGUUCUGAGUCAAAGCCAUGGCAUAUCGCUGUCCACAAAAAAGACAAAUACAAAAAAUUGUCUAGACAAAAGUUGAAUUUUUAUUUAUUUUGAAAAAAAUAGACUUAUCGCCUGGUAAAAUUUUUGUGGCUAUAUGUUCAAUUUAGUCCUGUUUCCACUAUUACUAGUAAGAAAAUGAGAAUAGGCAGUGGACUGGAUGGUUCUUUAAAUUGUUUUCGUUUAAUGAACUGGAAUAAAAUUAAGUCGAUCGAUAAGAACAAUGGAAUUUAGGUCGAAUUGUUUUGCUAAAUUUAUUAAAUAACUGAUAAACUCGGAAAUUCUGUACACUUUUCUGAUUAGCAUCGGUCACGAUGACAUAACUCGGAGCUUCCAGUCGUAUACACAACCAUCUCAUAACCUCAUUAAAUCAAAAACUGGUCACAAGUGCUACACGGUUCUAAUACUAUUCGGGACAGCAAACAUAAGAAUAUAACAGGAAAAGUUAGAUGCCACUUAAGUUCUCGAGACUUCAACCAUGAGGACGAAAUAUAGUAAUCGUUUAGAACAUUUGUAUUCAGAUUUAUGUACCAAUUGCCUAGGAUAAAAAUUUCAGUAAAUGAAUAACAUCAUGAAUAAAUGAAUGUUGAUACUUGUAGAUGAGAGAAAUAUUAUUUGGAUUAAUACGACUUAUGAUUCACGGACUAUUGAGUCAGCUUAUACAUUUUUAGUUUAAACUUUUUCAUAAUUCUUUAAUGCAAAAAAAAUGCUAUCGUUAAACGGGCAAAUAGCACAAUAUUAAACACUACUUGAUCAAUUGUUAGUUUAAAAUAAUAAUGAUGCAUGGUAUUAAUAUAGAUGUGACAUGAUAGAACAUGACAGAAUUCGAGGUAUUUGACAACUCUUCUAAUUUGAAAUAGAUUAUUUGAAAAAUAAAAGAAAAUACAAAACAGAUAGUUAUGAAUAUGAAAUAACAUGUAAUUAAUUGGUAAUUCUACACAACAGGAAUCUAAUGUAUUUAAAAACUAGGUCACAGAAUGAUAAAAUAAAGAGACAAAGACAAAUAUACACACACGCACUUCAUGAACGAAACACGAGAUCUGGGAAGUUUUUUUCAUAAUAUUUUACACAAAUAUUACGAAAAUAUACAAACAUUUGCUCAAACGAAAAAAAUGCUAUCAGAGAUUUAAAUACCAGAUUUGUAGAAAAUUUAAGUCUCUGUCGAAUGAGACUAAACCCACAUUUUUAAAUCACUCAGAAAUGUUCCAAAAAUCGCAAUCAAAGACUGUCAGGUGACUUUUGGAUCAUCCUGUAUUUAAUACUCGAAAAAGUCCAGUGCGAUUUGCUUUCUUGCUUGCUGAUUAACAAUCAAGUACAAUAUUCACUCUACAUCCAGCUAAGGACUAGCUCCUCCUCUUUGUCAGAUAUAAUAUAUUGAAUAGCUGAACUAGCUUAAUUUGAAAUUCUAACUUUGUAUAAACAAGAAGAAAAAAAAAGCAAUUAAAAUCGUAUUUACUUUAUUCGGUAUUGUCUUUGAAGGUGCUAAUUUAUAUUUGACUUGUUAAGAUAGAGGUGUUGUUUUCCUUCUACUUCCUGUUCUAUGAAGGUAAGUUAUUUGCAUAUUUUAAUCUUAUUUACAUUGAAUUUGAAUGAUUAGAGAAUGUAUACAUCGACAAACAAUUAAAAUUGGUUUUUUUUUUCUUUUUUUUGAAUAAGAGAAUAAAAAUUCUGUUCAAUAAUAAUUUAACAAUAUUAUUUGGCGGUAAAAUAUCGUACUAAGAUGUUGUAUUUAGCAAUUAUUCCACUGCUUUUUGUCAGUUAUUGUUCCACAACUUCAUCUGUAUCUAUUGCCCCACAUGGUGGAUAUUUAUUGAUUGAUGAAGGUUUAGAAUAUUAUCUAUCGUGUAAUGCACAACAAGACAAACAAUUGAAACAAGUACAAUGGUUAAACCCAAAACAAGAAGUUAUCGGUAGCAAUAAUGGCUCAGAUCGAAUUUAUAAUAUAUUUAUUAAAACGUUAUUUACUAUUAAGUCGGUGUUAGUUGUCCAAUGGAUGGAUAAGAGUCUCAUUGGAUUAUACAAAUGUCAAGCAACAUAUGAAAAUGUGACUAUAGAAGAUUUUGUUUAUAUUGAUAUUGCGCAAACACCACGCGAUAUGAUGAAACAAAUUAAAUUUAUGGGCACUACACAAAACAAUUAUACAACAUUUGAAGGAUCAGACUUAAAAAUACCAUGUUAUGCUCAAUAUUUUAGUGAAAAACCAAUGGAUUCACCGUAUAUACCACAUCUAUUGUGGUUUUUUGAUAAUAUACAAAUUUUCAGCGAUUCAUUAUUUCAUAUGACACGAGAUAAAUACAAUCUAACUCAAGACUCUUUAUUAAUAAAAAAUUUUUCUCUAAAUGAUCAAGGCAUCUAUUAUUGUCGUGCAUUUAUAACACUUCGAGAUGAAUUAAUUACAAAAAUUUAUCCAGUCUAUGUUCAACUAAAAGAAUCAAGAUGGAAUGAAAAUAUGACAGAAUUUUUAGAAAAUUCUACCAAUUCACUCGAUGUUGAACUUGGUUUAAAUUAUACAUUUUUCUGUGAAAGUAAUGAUACAUCAGUUCAUCUACAAUGGCAAGCAUUAAACGGUUCAAUUAUUUCAAAAGUAAACAUUGAAAAUGUUACACAUCAAACAAUCAUCUCCUAUACACUAGCCAUGUUUCCCAAUCGAUUAUAUCUUCAAAUUUCACCAGUAACAUCUAAAAAUAUUGAUACAUAUAUUUGUAAAAGUUCAACAGCUCGAAAUCAGGAAGAAAUUAUUUCUAUUACUUUAGUACCGAAUAAUAUUGCUGAAUUAUAUGGAAUUUCAUUUCAUUCCGCAACCAUUUCUCACUAUAAUGUGCAUGUGGGUGAUGAUGUAUUUAUUGCUUGUCGUCCAGAAUUUCUUAAUUUUAGUCGAACUCUUAAAUUUUCAUUAAUUCCAAUAAUGAAAAUUAAAAAAUACAAAAAAUUUAUAUCAGAAAAUGAUGAUCAACAUUUUAUUGUAAAUGAUGGUUUACAUAUUAAAAAUGUUCAAAUAAAUGAUAGUGAUUUAUAUGCUUGUAUUGGCACAAUAUUAAUACCAGGAAAUAUUGUUACAUCAAUUUAUCCGAUAAUGCUCAAUGUUUCAUAUUGUUCAUAUGUUAUUGUGCCCUAG